Molecule: messenger RNA, 2065 nt
Organism: Pundamilia nyererei
Lineage: Eukaryota; Metazoa; Chordata; Actinopteri; Cichliformes; Cichlidae
Exons: 2
Coding region: 140-1621 (493 amino acids)
Source: RefSeq, a predicted model, not a curated record
UGCAGACAACUUCCUGUUAGUACCAGCCUUGCUGGCUGCUUUGGUUUCAUUUACACGGAAACAGCAACCUAAAGGGAGUUACCUCUGCUCCUACACAAACAAAGAGCUCAGACACAUGACAGCAACAGACUAACGCAGGAUGUUGAAGACAGGAAGAAUCACGAGCUGCUGUGUGGCUCUCCUCCUGACCCUAACCUCUGUGUUAGCUGGAAAACGGGCACUGAAUUCAAUCAGUGAUCUAAAGUCAAUCGACUUUGGACAAACGGUGCCCAAACACAGCCUCCUGUUGCUCCACUGGUUUGCUAAUGAAAUUGACAUCGACAACAACAACAUCAUCCUGCUGACCUUUGAGCCAAAUAGUGGAGACUUCGGCUCACAUCAUUACGGAAACUACGAGAGGGUGUUAGACCCACUGCCGAGGGGAUACCGAUACUACACUGUUGGCAACAUCAAUCAACAAACAUCGCUGCCAAUGCCAUAUUAUGUCAUCCACCCACGGGCGGAGUACCCAGCGAGAAACAGGGACAGGAUCAUAUUCAGGGUCAGAGAGCAGAACGUGGGACGCCAAACUUCACAAAGGAUCGAUCAAGUGUAUAUCACACAGCAUUAUGAGCAAUCUGAAAAUCAGGGCACGAGGUAUAAUCCAGAGCAUACAUAUCAGGUGACUACCAAUCUGCUGACGGAGAUCAGAGAGUUUUCUGUGGAAGAAAAUGACAUGAGCUCACUGACGUAUCUCAGAGACCGCUUUGGAAGCAGUGCUGAUGAUUCCCAACUAUGGCAGAUAAGAAACACAUGGGGUGAGCUUGCUUGUCUUGGGCUGUUUUUGUUUAUUGUGAUCCAGGAGAAAUAUUCCACUCACAAACGCAACAACAGACCUCAGCCAGCACCAAGAAGGAACACACAAACUGAUUUUGUGAUCAAUAUCCCAGAGAGCAGGCAUAAUAAUCCUGUUGGAAUGUUUGCACAAAUUCAAGUGGAUCAUAGAGAUGAGAUAAGACUGAAGGUGACAACUGGAAAAAAGGGAAAUGCCAGAAUUAUUUGGAGCGAUGUUCCUAGACAUCUUCUUAAAGAAGGUGUGAUGGUGGCACUUUACAAGAAUGAUCAGGAAGAGGACGCUCUCACUUAUAAAUCUAUUGGGAACAGAGAGUCGGGCAUUUAUGAUACAUCAGUACCCCUGAAUGAAGGCCUUCAAGCACGACUGCAUGAGGUCAGGACUGUAUGUUGCUUCUGGAAAUCAUUAGGAGAUGAGAUAGACAGAGGCAGUGAGUUUAAAAACCCCAGGGCUGUGAAAAUACCAGGUUAUGAUGCUAACCUGCAACUCUUUGCAAAAGACGGCAAGGCUUGCGCUCGCUUAAUAGUAAAUGAGUCUUUCCAUAACUGGACGUCUGAAUUUAAAAAGGCAUGGGUAGGCUUCUAUAGUUCUGAAAAUAAAGCCACAAAAAACCAUGAAUGGUGGCAGUGGCAGUGGGCAACAAAAUUCAAAGAAAACACUGAUUUUCAGGACAUGUUUUAUGAUAUGUAUGAGUACAAGUCAGGUAUGACAAUCGCCCCAGGAGUGCAAGCACGCUUCAUUAUGCAGGAUGAAAUUGAGAAAGCAAGAACCUCACCCUGGGGGGAAUAAAGAUAUUGAAACAAAAUUUAAGAUAGAAAUAUUAAAUUAACCUGUACAUACGCCCUUUCAAAUAAUAGCUGAAUGAUUUUUAUUAAAUAAAAAAAGGCAAAAUAAGAUACCAGACUAGUGAUGUCCGUACUGUAUAUUUAAAGGUAGAUUUUUAGUAAAAACAAUCAUAUAGUAGUAGAUGUAAAGGUAUUUCAGGUCCUUCAUCUCUAUGCUGUAUUCUGCUGAAAACAGACAUGAGCCUGUAAGAGCUCAUUGCAGAGAUACUGGUACUAAUGUGCUGUACUUCAUGUGGCCAGAAGUUUUUGUAAAGCAGUGAUGAACUGGGUUUGAGUCAAUCAGAAACAAUGUAUUCAUCAGCCCAUAAUCACAGAGCAGUGUUAAAUGUCCAUUUAUGGAAAAAGGAAGAAAUCCAUGGGAUCAGUGUUAAUUUUUUAUAUGUAUGUA